AAAAAACAAUAAAUUUAAAGUGUGUGGGUUGACACAAAAUCUUCAAACUAAAGAAUAUGCGGUGGUAUAUGUACCUCGUUAUAGAAGGAGCAUUAGUAAUGUGUUAUACGGGUCAGGCGAGCGAAUCUUACACGGGUCAUCCGAACUUUCGGAAAUUGUUUUAUCCGAUUUAGAAGCUCCUCAUAAAAAAUUAUUGCACUGUGUUAGAUUUACUAAAGGAAUUUCAAACUUCAUACGAGAAAUAAACUUCGGAUUAUUGAUUGCAUAUGCUGCUUUGGGUAUCAUGGCCAUAGUGCCGAUAUACUAUGGUUCAUUUGCAUCAGUCAAAUGGCCUAAGAAAUCCAAACAAAAACAUAAAGGCCCCGGUCAUGAUGCGGACUCGUCUUCAGAGGAGGAAUCUUCAACUGAGUCUUUAUCAACAGAAGACGCUUACCUCUUUCCCAUAUUUGGUUCAGUCGUGUUAUUUUCUCUAUAUCUAAUAUUUAAAUUGUUGGAUAAAGAAUAUGUUAAUUAUCUUGUUACUGCAUACUUUGCAUUCUUGGGCGUAGUUGCAGUGACUAAUGUUGGGGUUCAUGUUAUCAAAAGCGUUUUCAAUCUUAAAGAGUUUAAAGUUGACACUUAUAAACUCGUAUUAACAAAAAAGGCUAAAGGCACCAAAAAUUGGAUUGCAUCAAAUAUUUUCGGACUUGCCUUUGCUUUUAACGCAAUUCAGAUGUUAUCGUUGGAUUCCUUCAAAACGGGUAUGAUUCUUCUUGGCGGAUUAUUUUUCUACGAUAUAUUUUGGGUAUUUGGUACAGAGGUUAUGGUCACUGUAGCAAAGAGCUUUGAUGCACCCAUUAAAGUUGUAUGGCCAAAACAGUGGACUGGAUUACAACCUGAUGAAGCUUUGCAAUUUACAAUGCUUGGAUUGGGCGAUAUUGUUGUUCCUGGUAUUUAUGUGGCCCUUUGUCUUCGCUUCGACCACAGCAAUUACCUAAAAAAGAACCCUAACGCGGAUCGACGCUCUACUUUCCAUACUCCUUAUUUUUGGAACUGUUUUACGGCAUACAUAUUGGGGCUUGUCACAACGAUAGUAGUUAUGCACACAUUUAAAGCUGCACAACCUGCGUUGCUUUAUCUUUCCCCAGCGUGUAUAUUGUCUGUCCUCGCUACCGGAAUAGCGAAAAAUCAAUUAAAAGAUGUUUUUAGUUAUUCUGCUGAUGAUGCCGAAAGCAAAGGCGAAGAAAAGAAAAAGAAAGACACAGGUCAUCUAGCGAAGCAAAUAUCAAGUGAAAGCGAAGGCGACGAUGGAAGUUUAAAGAAACGAAAUAUCCAGGGUGAUGACGACAAUUCUGGAGCAAGUGCCGUCCUUACCGCGGAAGAAGAAGAUUAUGUAGAAGUAUCAUCUACGUCAACAAGCGGUACUAAAAGUAAAAAGAGUAAGAAAAAAAAUUCUAAAAAGAAAUCGAAUUAA
Cetraspora pellucida is the source of this 1453-nucleotide messenger RNA. The record is from the annotation of a GenBank genome assembly. NCBI's taxonomy places the organism in Eukaryota, Fungi, Glomeromycota, Glomeromycetes, Diversisporales, Gigasporaceae.